Molecule: messenger RNA, 1746 nt
Organism: Microcebus murinus (gray mouse lemur)
Lineage: Eukaryota; Metazoa; Chordata; Mammalia; Primates; Cheirogaleidae
Gene: ITPK1
Product: inositol-tetrakisphosphate 1-kinase
Biological process (GO): inositol trisphosphate metabolic process
Cellular component (GO): cytoplasm
Molecular function (GO): ATP binding; inositol-3,4,5,6-tetrakisphosphate 1-kinase activity; inositol-1,3,4-trisphosphate 6-kinase activity
Source: RefSeq, a predicted model, not a curated record
GCGGCCGGCCGGCCGGGUCAGCGCGGGCGCGGCGGCGGGCCGGCUCGGCGUGCGCGCGGCGCUCGCCGCCGCCCUUCUCGGCGGCUGCGCGCGAGCCCAGGCCGAGGCCGAGGAGGAAGUGGCGGCGGCGGCGGCGGGACUGCGCGCCCGGAGCCCCGUUCCGCGUCCCCGCCGCCGGGAGGAGGUGCCCGCACGCUCGCGGCGCGCGCCGGCCGCCAGACUCGGCCUGUGGCGAUUCCCCGGCCCCGGCCCCCGCCCGAGGAGGAAGAUGCAGACCUUUCUGAAAGGGAAGAGGGUCGGCUACUGGCUGAGCGAGAAGAAAAUCAAGAAGCUCAAUUUCCAGGCCUUCGCCGAGCUGUGCAGGAAGCGAGGGAUAGAAGUUGUGCAGCUGAACCUCAGCCGGCCCAUCGAGGAGCAGGGCCCCCUGGACGUCAUCAUCCACAAGCUGACCGAUGUCAUCCUUGAAGCCGACCAGAACGACAGCCAGUCCCUGGAGCUGGUGCACAGGUUCCAGGAAUACAUCGAUGCGCACCCCGAGACCAUCGUCCUAGACCCCCUCCCUGCCAUCAGGACCCUGCUGGACCGCUCCAAGUCCUACGAGCUCAUCCGGAAGAUUGAGGCCUACAUGGAAGACGACAGGAUCUGCUCACCGCCCUUCAUGGAGCUCACGAGCCUGUGCGGGGACGACACCAUGCAGCUGCUGGAGAAGAACGGCCUGGCCUUCCCGUUCAUUUGCAAAACCAGAGUGGCUCAUGGCACCAACUCUCACGAGAUGGCCAUUGUGUUCAACCAGGAGGGCCUGAGCGCCAUCCAGCCCCCCUGCGUGGUCCAGAAUUUCAUCAACCACAACGCCGUGCUGUACAAGGUGUUUGUGGUCGGCGAGUCCUACACCGUGGUCCAGAGGCCCUCGCUCAAGAACUUCUCCGCGGGCACGUCAGGCUCCUCCCCAGGACCGUCUCUCAUGCCCCCCGUCUGGACUGGCUCUGGUCGGAGCAGAGGGAGGACUGUCGGGCACACCGGGGCGGCCAGGGGCCUCUGUGCCCCGCUAGCGGGAAGGAUGCCAGAUCGUGAGUCCAUCUUCUUUAACAGCCACAACGUGUCUAAGCCGGAGUCGUCGUCGGUCCUGACCGAGCUGGACAAGAUCGAGGGCGUGUUCGAGCGGCCGAGCGACGAGGUCAUCCGGGAGCUCUCCCGGGCCCUUCGGCAGGCGCUGGGCGUGUCGCUCUUCGGCAUCGACAUCAUCAUCAACAACCAGACGGGGCAGCACGCCGUCAUCGACAUCAACGCCUUUCCAGGCUACGAGGGCGUGAGCGAGUUCUUCACAGACCUCCUGAACCACAUCGCAACCAUCCUGCAGGGCCAGAGCGCAGCCACGGCAGCCGCAGGGGACGUGGCCCCACCGAGGCACAGCAAGGCCCUGGUCGAGCCGGCGGGCGGCCUGGCCGGCGAGCGGACGUGCAGCGCCAGCCCCGGCUGCUGCGGCAGCAUGGCGGGCGAGGAGGCGCCUUGGAAGGCCGAGGCCGACGCGGGGGGCACCGCCAAGCUGCCGCACCAGAGACUCGGCUGCACGGCGGGCAUGUCGCCCAGCUUCCAGCAGCACUGCGCGGCCUCCCUGGCCACCAAGGCCUCCUCCCAGUAGCCGCGGAGCCGGGACCCAGAGGGGCGGCGCGGGGCACACCCGCCGGGCAAGCAGCUGCUACUAAGAGUUCCCAACGAUCUGAUUCUUUUUCUUAAUUUUUAACCUGA